Molecule: messenger RNA, 1633 nt
Organism: Drosophila mauritiana
Lineage: Eukaryota; Metazoa; Arthropoda; Insecta; Diptera; Drosophilidae
Product: cytochrome b5-related protein
Exons: 4
Coding region: 212-1537 (441 amino acids)
Biological process (GO): lipid metabolic process
Cellular component (GO): mitochondrion
Molecular function (GO): oxidoreductase activity
Source: RefSeq, a predicted model, not a curated record
AAAAGUUCAGUAGGCGCUACGUAAACAAACUUUGCGGUUAGUCUGCAUCUGGGGUGUCCAGAACGACCGGUUCUUUCGUUAGGUACUAAGAUGAACUUGGCAAUCAAACGGCUAGUUAUCAGCAACGAUAAGGCACUAGCGUUCAAGGUACUUCUGGGGUUAAAAUAAACUCCAUUUAUCAGUGUACUUCGAUUAACGAACAGUGCACAAAAUGACACCCAAUAUUAAGGACGAUGGUGAAUGGAGAGUAUCGGGAAUAUCGAGGAAUUACCCGAGCUAUCGCCAGAAUCGACCGAUUACCAGUGAAAGCUGGCUGGAGGGGAAAAAUGUAGAUGACGAGGCCGAAGGUCUUUGGCGCAUAAACGAUACGCUCUACGACUUAAGCGACUUUGCCGCUCGCCAUCCGGGUGGCUCAUCUUGGAUUGAGUGCACCAGGGGCACGGAUAUCACCGAGCCCUUCGAGUCACAUCAUAUCGAGGAGCGAGCUCGAGGAAUGCUGAGCAAAUUCGAGGUGCGAAAGGCUGCAAGGCCAAGGAACUACAAGUUCACUCUUGAAGAGAAUGGUUUCUACAUGACACUGAAGCGGAGAGUGCGUGAAAAGCUGAGGAAGAUCGAUUACUCUCCCACUAAGAAAACCGAGUUUCUCCAUCUUGGUAUCUUGGUGUCCGUCUUCCUCUUCAGUUGGGCAGGCACUGCUCUGGACUCAUUGAUCUUCAAGGGACUAGCUGGAUUGGCGCUUUGCUGGGUGGCCACCUCGACCCACAAUUAUUUCCAUCAACGGGACAAUUGGCGGAUGUACACUUUCAAUCUGACCAUGAUGAACUUCCGAAACUGGCGAAUUUCUCACGCCCUAUCACACCAUGUUUACGCUAAUUCUCUGCACGACCUGGAGAUGUCCAUGUUUGAGCCGUUCCUAUGCUGGAUUCCGGAUCGUCAUUAUGCCAGUAAAACUCAGCGAUUGAUCUCAGUGAUUAUCAGCCCCGUGGUGUAUGUGGUCCUGUUCCAAGGACAGUUUCUCAUACGCCUGGUCCUUUCCCUGACCAAAAGAAACCUUCUGCGCUGGGAUGAUCUCAUUGGAUUCAGUCUGCCCAUCUUUAUAUAUUUAUCCACUGGUGUUGGCCUGUUGAGUGCACUUCUAAGCUGGGAAAUAAUUAUAUCGGUUGGGAGCUUUAUCUUCGGACUUAUUGGUCUCACUGCUGCCCACCAUGAUCCUCGCAUUCUACACGAUGGGGAUGCCCAGCGACAGGACUUCGAUUGGGGUCUUUACCAAGUGGACACGAUUAUAGAUCGCGGAGACAUCAAGUGGUCGGAUCUACUGGUGCUCACCCACUUUGGUGAGCAUGCUUUGCAUCACCUUUUUCCCACACUGGAUCAUGGGGUGCUAAAGCAUCUGUAUCCUGAGUUGAGGCAAACCAUGAAGGAGUUCGACGUGGAACUGCGAGAGAUCAAUCACUGGAGUCACAUUAAGGGACAGAAUCAGCAAUUGCUAAGAAUAGAGAAGAAUCCAAUUCCACCGGGUAGUAAAAAGCUGAAGUAGAUGGCUGCUGGGAUUUUAGUGAUAAUUGGGGAGGGUAAUGGGUAUUCCGAAAAAAGUUUAUAAUAAAGAAUAAUUUUGGGUAAAUUAGGCAAAAAA